Malus domestica (apple) is the source of this 1771-nucleotide messenger RNA. RefSeq names its product beta-glucosidase 47-like. Lineage: Eukaryota; Viridiplantae; Streptophyta; Magnoliopsida; Rosales; Rosaceae. Gene Ontology annotation, molecular function: beta-glucosidase activity. Gene Ontology annotation, biological process: carbohydrate metabolic process. The record is from RefSeq and is a predicted model, not a curated record.
AUUCAUACUUUGAAACUUGUAAUGGAGCAUUUUUCAGUACUUCAUGUUUUCCUUAUUGUUGAUAUAUGCUUUGCAAUUCCAAUGGUAUCUUGCAAUGACAUAUUUUUUAAAGGAAACUCAGCUUCAUCCCCUUUCCCAAGUAACUUCCUCUUUGGAACUGCAUCCUCUUCUUAUCAGUUUGAGGGAGCUUAUCUGAAUGAUGGAAAAAGCCUAAGCAACUGGGAUGUUUUCACUCAUAAGCCUGGUCAUAUUUCAGAUGGAACUAAUGGAGAUAUCGCUGGUGACCAGUAUCAUCUUUAUCUGGAAGAUUUGGAUCUCAUGAAUUACAUUGGAGUCAAUACUUACCGGUUUUCCAUAUCAUGGGCAAGAGUUUUACCUAAAGGAAGAUUUGGGAAAGUGAAUCGAGCUGGCAUCAAUCACUAUAACAAGUUAAUCGACGCUCUUUUGCGUAGAGGAAUCCAGCCGUUCGUGACGUUGACUCACUACGACAUUCCACAGGAACUCGAAGACAGAUAUGGAGCUUGGCUAAGUUCCCAAGUGCAGAAGGAUUUCCUAUAUUAUGCAAAUACAUGUUUCAAAUUCUUUGGAGACCGAGUGAAGUACUGGGUGACAUUCAAUGAGCCGAAUGUAGCAGUUAUUCGAGGCUAUAGGUCGGGAAUGUACCCGCCCGCUCGCUGCUCUAGUCCAUUUGGGAAUUGUACUAGUGGGGAUUCAGAGAGAGAGCCUUUCAUUGCAGCUCAUAACAUCAUUCUAUCCCAUGCAGCUGCUGUCCAUCUAUACAGAACCAAAUAUCAUAAAAAACAAGGAGGUAGCAUUGGAAUUGUUAUGAAUGCCGUAUGGUAUGAACCGAUCAGCAGCUCCUUAGAAGACAGAUUAGCAGCUGAGAGGGCUAUAUCUUUCUAUAUGAACUGGUUCUUAGACCCAAUUUUACAAGGGAAAUAUCCUGCAGAAAUGCGUGAGCUUCUAGGAUCUGAUUUGCCAGCAUUUUCGAAAUCUGAUGUGGAGAUGCUGAAGAUGAAUGGAUUGGACUUCAUUGGCAUCAAUCACUAUACGAGCUUUUACUCAAAAGACUGUAUGUUCUCUGCAUGUGAACCAGGACCAGGGGCUUCAAGGACGGAGGGUUUCGCGUUGCGAACUGCACAGAAAGACGGAGUCUUCAUUGGAGAACCAACUUCGGUUGACCGGCUGUAUGUCUACCCUCAAGGAAUGGAAAAGAUGGUCACGUACGUAAAAGACAGAUACAAUAAUACACCUAUCUUCAUCACAGAAAACGGGUUUGGUGAGGUGGAGAAUCCGAAUUCCAGCAAUGAAGAAUUACUGAAUGAUGUCAAGAGAGUGGAGUACCUGAGAUCCUACUUACAUGCACUUUCAGAAGGAAUUAGAAAAGGAGCAGAUGUAAGAGGGUACUUGGUGUGGUCGUUGCUGGACAACUUCGAGUGGACGAGUGGCUAUACGGUCCGGUUUGGACUUCACCAUGUUGAUUACGCCACUCUCAAGAGGAAUCAAAGACUGUCAGCAGCUUGGUACAAACAAUUUGUAUCUAAUCAUACGGUGCAAACACACCUACCCACAAACUGAAUCUUGCACCAACAUAUCUAUGUUCAUAAGGACCCUUUAUUUUAUUUUGUUUUAUUUUACAUAAACCAGAAAAGGCAAUUUCAACAUUGCUAAUCGGCAACUGCUAUCAUAUUUAUUAAUAAAAAUAAAUAAAAAUGUAAUAUGUCAAGAGGGACAUGAAGCCAAACCUUUAAUGUUAAAGAAGUCAUGAAAA